Nothoprocta perdicaria is the source of this 750-nucleotide messenger RNA. RefSeq names its product class II histocompatibility antigen, B-L beta chain-like. The annotation marks the transcript as partial. Gene Ontology annotation, molecular function: MHC class II protein complex binding. The record is from RefSeq and is a predicted model, not a curated record. The transcript has 5 exons. Gene Ontology annotation, cellular component: MHC class II protein complex; membrane. Gene Ontology annotation, biological process: immunoglobulin production involved in immunoglobulin-mediated immune response; peptide antigen assembly with MHC class II protein complex; antigen processing and presentation of exogenous peptide antigen via MHC class II. NCBI's taxonomy places the organism in Eukaryota, Metazoa, Chordata, Aves, Tinamiformes, Tinamidae.
GUGGUGCUGGGGCUGCUGGUGGCGCUGGGAGCCUGUGGGGCUCGUGGUGAGGAGACCACAGGCUAUUUCCAGGAGAUACGGAGGUCCGAGUGCCGCUACCUCAACGGCACCGAGCGCGUGAAGCUGCUCGAGAGGUACCUCUACAACGGGCGGCCCUUCCUGCACUUCGACAGCGACGUGGGGGCCUACGUGGCCGACAGCGCCCUGGGCCAGCCCGACGCCGAGUACCUCAACGGGCAGGCCGACCUGCUCCAGAAGAGACGGGCUGAGGUGGACGCCGUGUGCCGGCACAACGCCCGCAUUUGGAGCCCCUACACCGUGCGGAGGAGAGUUCAGCCCGAGGUGGAAAUUUACCCCGUGCAGUCGGGGUCGCUGCCCCGAACGGACAGGCUGGUCUGCGCCGUCAUGGAUUUCUACCCGCCGGAGAUCGAGGUGAAGUGGUUCAAGAACGGGCGGGAGGAGACGGAGCGCGUGGUGGCCACGGACGUGAUCCAGAACGGAGACUGGACCUACCAAGUGCUGGUGAUGCUGGAGACCAGCCCGCAGGCCGGGGACACCUACACCUGCCACGUGGAGCACGYGAGCCUGGAGCGCCCGCUCACRCACRMYUGGGGGGCCCAGUCGGACACGGGCCGGAGCAAGAUGCUCACGGGAGUGGGCGGGCUGGUGCUGGGGCCCUUGGGGUUGGCCCUGGGGCUCCUCAUCUACCGGCGCAGCAAGACCCCCCUGCCCUCCAGAACUGAGACCUGA